Aspergillus alliaceus is the source of this 674-nucleotide messenger RNA. RefSeq lists its product as uncharacterized. Bases 206 to 553 code for a protein of 115 amino acids. The transcript has a single exon. Lineage: Eukaryota; Fungi; Ascomycota; Eurotiomycetes; Eurotiales; Aspergillaceae. The record is from RefSeq and is a predicted model, not a curated record.
AAUUGCUGCACUGCGUUUGGCUCCAUCCUCCUGGACAAGUUGAUAGACGGCCUGUUGGAGACCUUUUCCCCCUCCAUCCAUCUUGCGUCGUUUGGCUUCUACAAUCACGACGAUCCAUGUGCAAGAAUUCCAUGACACUCAGGGUGACAGACAAGCCGGCCGUCGAACGCUACCGUUAGCCCUCUCGACGGCCCGAACCGACACGAUGCGGAAAGCCACCGCCUGUCUCAUAUUGACGAUGUCCCUUGGAAGAUCUGUAUGUGCUCUUGGUUACCGGAUAGCCGAGAUCACUGUCCUAAGACUAUUGAUGUCUUUCCUUCGCCUUUUUUUUGAGUCCUCGGGUUGCAACCGUGUUCGUAAGAUCCCUAGCAGGCUAAGACGAGUUUAUAUAGCGAUAUCUGUAAUUUGCGGCAUUUUAUACUCUGAUACUGUUAUACGCUUCGUAGAUGAUGAGAGGAUUUUUGAGAUGGAAACCACGAGUUUAAUGCGAACUCUUGUUGAAUAUGUUGGCGAUUCUCAAGCCUUUUCAGCGUUUUACAUGGCUGAUCAGUGAAAGGGGACCUGUAGGACCUUGAGGACCUUUGUAUGGGCUUGUCUAUGUAAGGGCCUCAGCUACCCCCUCAGAUAGUUCUAUAGAUCAUCAAGGCAGUUGUGAUUUAUUGUUUUGUUGUUUC